Cylicocyclus nassatus is the source of this 1115-nucleotide messenger RNA. Lineage: Eukaryota; Metazoa; Nematoda; Chromadorea; Rhabditida; Strongylidae. The record is from the annotation of a GenBank genome assembly.
UCCGUAUCUCGAAUAUCCACAGGCUUUCUUUUUCGUCAAAGACUUUAGAUUUAGAUGCUGCUCAGCAGAGCUCAUCAAAGGCUUGGAAGAUUGGGACAAAAUGGUAUAAAUCGGCUAUUUUCCGUCACAGCACGAGUGUCGCAAGAAGCUAAGAAAGAUGAGAAAUCUUCAGCUUCUGAUUCCAUAAUGGGCACCAAAACAGACAUGAAAGUUCCUGAUGUGAAGUCUAAAGUUGGCGAAAAAAAGAUGCAGUCAUUUUUUGGCCGUAGCGAUGUUCCAAUCAACAUAAACUUCCCUAACAAAAGGGGAAUCGAGGGCUAUGAUCCGGAGCUUCCUCUGAAGGAUGUGAUCGAAGAAGUGCCAAACGUAGUGAGAGAGCAAACCAAGCUUCUGAAAGAUGAACUUCUUUCCACUGAGUUUACAAUCGAGAAGACCGAGUGCCUGGAAGAUCUGGGGUCGGUUCGACAAGACGAAGCUAGGAUAGAGUGGAAAUUCGACACGCCUGAGGCCUUGGCGCGCUGGCGAACUGGCUGCGAUUCUGACUGGAAUGAGGGAUUUUCAAAGGUUCAGUUUGUGCCGACCGAUACAAAUACGGCUCUUUUCAAAGGUCAUAUUUGCACCGAGGUCAUAAAAGAUGGGCGAAUACAGCGUGCUGGAUGGGCUACAAUCAAACUGGAAGAUACUAAGUUUCUCAAUCGGAAGAAGUAUCUGGGCAAGUGGAGAAAUUUUAGCCAUCUCCUCAUUAAGUGCAGAGGUGAUGGACGCAGUUACAAAGUGAUGCUUCAUGCGCCAAUGGCGAUCGACAUGACAUGGGGAGAUUCGUUCUCAUAUCCGCUGCACACACAUGGCGGACCGUACUGGCAGUAUGAGAAAAUCCCCUUUUCAAAAUUUUUCCAUACUGUUGCUGGAAGAAUCCAGGACAAGCAAUAUAAAGUGAACUUAGAAAACGUAAGCUCGCUAGGAAUUGUCCUCAUGGACAGAAUCGACGGCGAUUUCCAGUUAGAACUUGACUACAUCGGAGUAUACAACGACCGAUCACAUUUAGAAGAAUUCGCCUAUGAAACAUACACGCUUCCUCUAUGGAAUACACACGGGUUCUAGAUGAUUCGAUGUAC